UGCGCCAUUCCCUGUUCAGAAAUUAAUGGCUGCAAGCAAACUGGAGUACGAAAUUGCAUCCACGUGGAAUGGCGGAGUGUUGCACGAUUUGACAAAACGAGCUCGCAUCUCGUUGAGAGCUGACGAGUCUGGUUCAUGUCUACUACUUGAAGUUAAUGCUUUCUUUUACAAUGACCCAGCACCUCCUUCUGUGCAAGCAGGUCAACCAUGUCCUGCACUGUGGGAAUAUGAAGUCGUCGAAGCUUUUUUCUUGGGAAGCAGUGAACAAUAUCUUGAAAUUGAGUUGUGCCCACAUGGACAACAUUUGGUCUUACUUCUACGUGGUGUAAGACAAUGUUUCAAGAACGAGUUGCCUUUGGAGUUUACAAGUGAGAUUACUGACAGUCGAUGGUGUGGAGUGGCAAAAAUUCCUCUCAAUUAUUUCCCACCCGAUGUGUCCAAGUUCAGUGCAUACGCCAUCCAUGGGUCGGAACCAGAUCGACAAUACGAGUCUUUGUAUCCUGUCCCACAACACGCAUUCAAGCAGCCUGAUUUCCACAGACUGGAGUAUUUCCAAGAGAUCGAUAUUUGCUCUCUGUUCUCGUCAUGGCCAACAGUCAAUGUGUUUGGACAGGAAUGACACCAUUUUAUAAUUGAUUUUUUAUAAGCUUCAAUAGACUCAAAGGAUUA
Corticium candelabrum is the source of this 669-nucleotide messenger RNA. Its product is annotated as UPF0462 protein C4orf33 homolog. The transcript is spliced from 5 exons. The record is from RefSeq and is a predicted model, not a curated record. The coding region runs from base 26 to 619 and encodes 197 amino acids. Lineage: Eukaryota; Metazoa; Porifera; Homoscleromorpha; Homosclerophorida; Plakinidae.